This is a messenger RNA of Punica granatum (pomegranate), 1642 nucleotides long. Lineage: Eukaryota; Viridiplantae; Streptophyta; Magnoliopsida; Myrtales; Lythraceae. The record is from RefSeq and is a predicted model, not a curated record.
UAAAUUUUAAUCCAUCAACAUACAGAGCACAAGAAAAAAGGGAAAUCUAAUUUCCCUGAUUCUUAAUGAAUAAUAAGGGAAAAAGAAAAGGAAAAAAUAAAGAAAUUGGAGACCACGUAGCUCACACAGAACAGCACAGUAGCAGCUGUGGUUAGAGAGAGAGAGAGAGAGAGGAGUGAACCGACUGUGUGUCGCAGAUCGACUGGGUUCGUCUCUAGAGAGAGAAAGAGGAAGGACUGUAGAGAGAGAGAGAGAGGGUGGGAGCGUGAGGUGGGGGAGGUAGAGGUAGAGAGGUGGGGGAGAGAGAGGGAGAUGUCGGACCUGGACAGACAGAUAGAGCAGUUGAAGAGGUGUGAGCCGCUCAAGGAGUCGGAGGUGAAGGCUCUCUGCCUCAAAGCCAUGGAAAUCCUUGUCGAGGAGAGCAACGUCCAGCGCGUAGAUGCCCCCGUAACUUCUUUGCGCAGAUUUGCGGGGACAUUCAUGGCCAAUUCUAUGACAUGAAAGAGCUCUUCAAAGUCGGAGGCGACUGCCCGAAGACCAACUACUUAUUUUUGGGGGAUUUUGUUGACAGGGGGUUUUAUUCUGUCGAGACGUUCCUCCUUCUACUUGCUCUGAAGGUCAGAUACCCUGAUCGAAUAACACUUAUCAGAGGAAACCAUGAAAGUCGGCAGAUUACACAGGUAUAUGGUUUCUACGAUGAGUGCCUGCGAAAAUAUGGCUCGGCGAACGUUUGGAGAUAUUGCACUGAUAUAUUUGAUUAUCUAAGUUUGUCUGCGCUCAUCGAGAACAAGGUUUUCAGUGUCCAUGGUGGUCUCUCUCCUGCCAUAUCGACACUAGACCAGAUCCGAAUAAUUGAUCGGAAGCAAGAAGUGCCUCACGAUGGUGCCAUGUGUGAUCUGUUGUGGUCUGAUCCCGAGGACACGGUUGAUGGGUGGGGCCUGAGUCCGCGAGGUGCGGGUUUCUUAUUUGGUGGCAGUGUUGUCACGUCUUUUAACCACUCGAACAAUGUCGAUUACAUAUGCCGAGCACACCAACUUGUGAUGGAAGGAUAUAAGUGGAUGUUUAACAACCAAAUAGUCACAGUGUGGUCCGCCCCAAACUACUGUUACAGGUGUGGUAAUGUAGCUGCAAUUCUUGAGCUCGAUGAGAACUUGAACAAGCAAUUUCGGGUGUUUGAUGCCGCUCCGCAGGAAUCGAGAGGGGCCCCUGCCAAGAAGCCCGCACCAGAUUACUUCUUGUGAUUCUUCAGAGCUCAGACUUUUCUUCCCACUCGAGAUAGCCGAAAUUUCUCGGAUCAUGAAGAUGAUGCAGUGAGUUGUAACAUGGAGAUGGUUGUCUGACCUCUCUACGAAUGUCUCCACACCGAAGUCGGGACUGCUUCCGGGUCACUGCUAUUAUUGAGAGAGUGCCUUCCAUUUUUAUUUUUUUCCCCCUCUUUUUCUCUACCCAUCCGUGAUGUUUUAUUUUCAAUUGUAUGUAUCCAUAGUUCCUUCGUUGUGUGUGAUGAAGGCUGGUUGAUUCAAUUGAAAACCCCACCAUUUUUGUUUGAUUGAUGAAGAGAUGAUGAUGAUGUUUACGGUAGUUAAUUUCCAUAGAAAAUUUGUGGAAUGAAGAACACAUAAAGAGAGGAUUUUUAUCACUA